UGCACCCUCCCUCCCUCUUCCCCUUUGCGCGUCUCGGUCCGCCCGCAGCAGUCUCCUUCCCCGGCGAGCUUUCACUUCAGAGAUGGCUGCGAAAGUGUGCAGAUCAGUCUUGCUGUUGUCCCGAAGUGGCGGAGCGGCGAUCGGCAGUCUCCCAGCACUCGUCCCCCCUUCUCCGCGGCACCAGCAGCACAUCAGACCGCAGGAGAUACUGUCUGCGCCAUUCACGCGCCAUACUGUCAGGAGAGUACAUGGCCUCCAAUCAGCAGCCCACUCCACACUCUUCACUCAGCCUACCACUACCCUCUCCCCGCAGAUUUGGAGGGGCUCCCCUUCAUGGCAUGGCCAGAGAAUGUUAUGUACCCCGGCUUCCUCAGAGGAGGUGACGGUGGUGUACCAGAAUGGGCUGCCGGUCAUCUCGGUCAGUUUGCCAUCCAGGCGAGAACGCUGUCAGUUCACCCUCAAGCCUUUGAGCGAUUGUGUGGGAGUUUUCCUACAACAGCUCCAAGCAGAGGACAGGGGCAUCGAUCGGGUAGCCAUCUACUCCACGGAUGGAGCCAGAGUCGCAUCCUCUACAGGCAUUGACAUCCUGUUACUGGAUGAUUUCAAGCUGGUCGUCAACGACACCGCCCACCUUGUCCGGCCACCGAGGAGAGAGUUGCUGCCCCAUGAGGAAACAGAAAGGCUGAAUGACGUCAAGUUCUUGGUGCAGCAGCUUUACACCACCCUACGCAUCGAGGAGCAUCAACUCGGCAAAGAGCGCGAGCUGAUUGAACGGCUCGAGGACCUCAACUCUCAGCUCCGUCCACUUGAGAAGGUGAAGCAGGAGCUGAGUAGGAAGGCGGAGCGACGCACUACUUGGGUGCUGUGGGGCGGCAUGGCCUACAUGGCCACCCAGUUUGGCAUCCUGGCCAGACUGACCUGGUGGGAGUAUUCCUGGGAUAUCAUGGAGCCUGUCACCUAUUUCAUCACAUAUGGCACAGCCAUGGCCAUGUAUGCAUAUUUUGUCCUCACACGCCAGGAGUACGUGUACCCUGACGCCAGAGACCGACAGUAUCUGCUCUUCCUCCACAAGGGGGUGAAAAGGACACGCUUUGACAUUGAGAAGUACAACAAGCUCAAAGAGGAUAUUUCUGAGGUGGAGUUGGAUCUGAAACGUCUUAGAGACCCACUACAGCUUCAGCUCCCAGUUCAACAGCUCAAUUCUGGUAAAGAUUGAUGGGAAGAGUAAUGCCUCCCUCUUUUGCCGGCAUUCACUUUUCUAUUGUGGCUAAGCACCACAAACCUCCCACCCCCGUCCCAGACAACCUCCUGCUCCCGCUGUAAUGAAACCUUUCCUCCUCUAAAUCUCUCCUGCAUCACCCUCUUCAAGUUGGGAGUUUCCACGUACUUUUUUCCCCCUUUUUACUUCCCUGACUGAACCAACAGUUUGGAAUUGCAAAAGAAAAUCACAAGAGAGAGUGAUGGUGAGCUGAAAAAAACUCACAGUGAUAGUGGAGUGAAACUUGAAUGGACAUCCUGCGCUGAACCUGAGAGGCAAACAGGAAAUACCACAACCUGACCCUCCAGCACAGGGGAAGUCAUAUCUGAGUACUAUUUGUGUGUGUAUGUGUAUGUUGCCGGCAUAACCAACAUUUGCCAUUCAGUAAGUUGAUACAACAGCACACGCAGACACGCACAUGAGCACACGGGCUAGGGGGCAGGUUCUUGGGCGCGUCUCUAAUCUCACCCAUGAAACAAGUUUACAAGCAAGACUCAAAGAGACGCUGUCUUCUUGUGGCUGAACUCUGCUGCCUCUUCACACUCUGGCCACGCCUUCUCCAGGUUGACGGACCGCCAUCCUUCCUCAACGCGACCUUUGAUAGGAGUCUGUUUAGAACCCUGUUUCCUCUUCUCGGCCAGCCCAGCCUGCGCAAGUAUGAGAGUACUACCGACAACAACAUCACUGUGUGUUCUUUUAUUCGAAAAAGAAAAAAAAAAGAAUUUUGGCACUUUUUAUUUUGAAAGCCAUAGUAUAUUUGUUAUGAAAUGAAUAUAAAAUAAAUCUAUAUGUAUACAAUCAAUUAAACUAAAUGACCAGAUGCUAGUUGUUUCCCAGUGGGGGGAGAAGCUCGUCUUGAAAUGUCACUGCGUCUGCCACGCCAUGGAGGAUUCAUCAUGUUGUCAUGUAGAUACCAAGAGCAUUAAAUACCUUUCUUUAACUCCCAAUGUUCCACAAGAACAAGUCCGACAUGGCUGUCAGACUCCUGUAAGCACUCCAACUGGGGAUUUCGCUCUGAAAUGUUUCCUUCCUUUUCCGAGCAAAAUGUCAUCAUCCCCCGCUCCCCAAUUGGUUUUGAACCCACGUGAAUGAAUUUCAUGAGGUGAAAUGAAAUAAAAGCCUCAUUGUGAGCGUUCUCUCCCCACUGUUGCUGUCCCACCUCCCUGUUCCCUCCAUGACAAGGCAGGGUAGACUGCAUGCUGUGGUACGCCUUCAGUCGAAGUUUGUGAAUGUGUAGGCACGCCAUAGUCAUUUUCUACUUUAAUGGAAACUGUUCUUUAUGUCAUAUAGCUAGUAGUGUAUAAGGCACUCUGUCAUCCCCUGAUUGGUCUAGUCUAUGCCUAUAGAAGCCAUAUUGUCAGUUUAGAACAAAAACACAUUUUUCUGUGUGGUUGCCUGAGAGUGAGGAUCGGCGGCCCUCCCUCUGACCAUUUUGUCAAUGCCUGCAAAAAUACAAGGGAGUACAUUAGGACCGCACAGAAAACACAAUUUUAUUCAGACAACGUAAAGACAUAAUGAUAAUUUAUUACACAGAAGGUCUCUCAAGACUGCUGGUAUCGCAUUUUUGUGGGAAUUUUGACAUUUCUGCAAUUGCAAAAUUGCCUUGUAAUAUCUGUUUUAUAUUUUUCUCAAGUUUAUUUUUUUUACUUUUCUCGCUGUGGCUGCAAUACUCCGUUGGACAUACUUCUUCUCCCCCGUGAACAAAUAUUGUUCAUUUGCACUGAGUGGCAGUGCUGUGUCAUGCCGUCACAUCCUCUGUGUGUAUGCGCGUGCAUGUGAGCGGACAGUUGACUUCGACCUACUAGAAUAUCCUGUUGACUCCAAAUUUACCAUGAAAAUUCUUGGGGUUGGAUCCACCGGACAGAUUUGGUCCAAUCUGUUUAUCGUGUGUACGCACACACACGUGCAUUCUCUCUUGGGGAUAAGGUGCCUUUUGGAAUGAUUAAGGAUUGUAACAGUGUUGACAAGGAAGCGAGUGAUGGCCUUUUCCUAAGCGUGUCCGUUAACUUGGAAUAUUUUAAGUGAAAGGAAAUUUGUUGAAUGGAUGUCUUUGAUGGUUGAGUGAACCAUCAGAUUUAGCACUGAUGUGAAUCCUUUGCCACCAUUGCACCUUGUCAAUAGUGAUAAAUCCUUUCCUUCAUCCCAUUCAUAUCCGUCACUGGCUAGAAAUGAUUUUCCUGUUGCACACACAGUGAAGUUGUUUCCUCGUUGGAGGUGACCUUGGUCCUCACUUUGCUCAUUAGCUCUUUAUAUUCAGUUCAAUCACACCGUCCCCGUUUACUUACCCCGGGCCUCCAUGUGUUUAAAAAAUCUGAACAAAUCAAAUAUAGAGACCUUUAUAUAAAGAUGGUGUUGCAUGAAUGUAUGUUUACAUGGGUAUAUGAAAACAACAAAAAAAGAUGUAUGCAAAAGUGAAGUUUAAAAAAGUUAAAGAUUAUUUAAGAAGAAAUAAGUUGUCAAGAGAAAUUCCUUGCAAUUGCCCCAGCCUGCGUGUUUAGAAUUAGUUCUGCCGAACGGGAUCCUUGCCGAUCAGCCGCUCUCCAUCACACUUCAACCACAUCCAUUUUCUUUACUGCAUUGAAGACAAAAAAAAAAGUCCAUCCUCAAUGCACCAGUCCGAGAGGCUCUUUGACUGCUGACCUCACUUCCUAGCGUCCUGCUUCUGAUUCUAAAUGAAAAUGUCAGGUGCCACGUGGUAGCUUUUGGAGGGAAACACCUCCCGCUCUUGUCGUCCUCACCCCCACUUUUGUUGUCCAAUUUACUCUAAGGUCUUGAAUGAGUGUUUUGGGAAAUCUUGUGUGCACUUACAAUAUGUUUAAGAGUGACGCAUAUAAGAGUGAAAGGAACUUUUACUCCAUUCUGACCUCCUAUUUUUUAUUUGUGUUAUUUCUUUCUGGACAUUAUGUUUCUGUUAAAAUGAUGCUGUAAUAUUGGCCAAAAAAAAAAAAGAAUGUAAAAUCCUGUAUCAUUUAUGAAAUAUGUAUAAAAGAGAAAUGUAAUUCAAUUAUCAAUAAAAUCCUUAUCCAGGUUUUGGA
Messenger RNA from Hippocampus zosterae (dwarf seahorse), 4293 nucleotides. RefSeq names its product mitochondrial calcium uniporter (gene mcu). NCBI's taxonomy places the organism in Eukaryota, Metazoa, Chordata, Actinopteri, Syngnathiformes, Syngnathidae. The transcript is spliced from 9 exons. Gene Ontology annotation, biological process: calcium import into the mitochondrion; mitochondrial calcium ion homeostasis. The coding region runs from base 83 to 1216 and encodes 377 amino acids. The record is from RefSeq and is a predicted model, not a curated record. Gene Ontology annotation, molecular function: uniporter activity; calcium channel activity. Gene Ontology annotation, cellular component: uniplex complex; mitochondrial inner membrane.